AUGGGUCGAUUUCAUUUGCAAGCGCGAGUGGCACUUCCUUUGGCUGAUCCUGCGAAUGUAUCCCCUGCAUUGAGUCAAGGAACGUUUGAAGGAGAUACGCGCAAUCUCGACAAGCAGAAAUUUCCCGUGGUAAUAUUCAGUCAUGGACUAGGUGGUAACCGCCUCGGAUACUCUCAGUUUUGUGGUGAACUUGCUUCUCAUGGGUUUAUUGUUGCUGCUAUUGAACACCGCGAUGGUUCGGGUCUUGGAAGCUUUGUGUGGACAGAGGUGGACCAAUUGCUUUAUUCUAAAGACUCGCCGCUGGAUAAAAAGACGCAGAAGCGGCUUCGCAGGCUACGUGCAUGGGGCGCAGCUGAAUCUGUUUAUAAUAUGCCUAUCGGCGACGAUGGGGAGGAUGAUGCAACUGCGCGAAAUAAAGCCGACGAGCCACUGGGGAAAGAUAUGAAGAAUUUGCAGAACAUGUUUGCCAAGGUCCCGUAUCUUCCAUUCGAGAGCGUUGGGCUUGCAUCUUUUAUGGAUAAACAAGGUGAGAAAGAGACUGGGCUGCGUCAAGCGCAGCUGGCGAUGCGCGCUGCCGAAAUUGAAGAGAUGGUUUUUGUGCUGAACCGCAUCAACAAUGGUGAUUGCGAUUUUCUCGCGUCAUUACGCACUCGCAGUUUAGGAACCAGUCUUUGUGGCGCGAAAAAGUAUGGUGGCGCUCGCAAGCGCUUAAGCCUACCUCGCGUUACUGAGUUUUUUGCGAAAUGGAAGGGCCAGAUGGAUUUAAAAUUUCCGUCGCUCAUUGGCCACAGUUUUGGUGGUGCGACGCUGUUUGAGUACCUUCGUACGGACCAGGAACACUUUCAGUACGGUAUUGUGUUGGACCCGUGGAUGGAUUUUGUGCGCGACCCAGCAACGGAUAAAAGUGUGCGUGGCUGUCUGAACAAGCCAACUUAUGUCAUUAAUUCCGAAGGUUUCACGCUUUGGCGGGAACAUUACAACAAAUUGUGCCGUGUGCUUAUGGACGGUGUUGUGAAUGGUCAUCUAGACCGCGGAUGGCUUUUUACCGUCUCGGGCGCGAACCAUACCGACUUUAGUGACAUGCCAUUCUUACUGCCAGGCAUCUUUGGGUCGGCAUUGCCUGCCAAGGAUGCAAAUCGCACGAUUACAACGUUGACUAUUGAGCAAAUUAUUUCAUUGCGCCAGCAAAAGCAUUUGAGGCAAAUUGAAACAGGCAGCAUUCUUAACGAUCUUGGCACACACAAACAGAAUACCAAGAUGGGCGGUCUGCGCCUGAACGGUGAUCCAGACGGGCAAAAGCCCUCACAGAACGUGUUUAAUAAGCUGUAUUCUGCAGCGCUCCGAAGCAGGGGCAGUAAAAAGAAGAAUCCGUUUUUGUGGGAAUUGCGUGGAUGGAGAGAGGGUGGGGAGCGACGGCCGCACGGCCAUCAUCUAUCGAAAGCAUCGGGUGAUGAUAUGAAACGCGAGGGACGUACGUCAAGGAAUUCUGCAAGGGAAGAUACUUUCUCGGAGGUUUCUGUGCAGGGUAGCGGGGAGGAUUUAAAGCCACAGUUUAUUGAUCCUGUUCAACACAGUGAGGAUCAGCCGGACCCCUGGGAAGGUAUCGUGAUUGAUUCUGACGCUCGCCGUGUCUACGAUGUUUGGGAGAAACAAGUUUACCACAAACUAGGGCGGCGCUACCCCUACUCUAUGAUAACGUUUGCGCUAUGGCUUAUGGGAAUUCGCGGAGGUUUUGCAGUGGCCGGACAUGUGCUUGUACAUACAAUCUAG
Molecule: messenger RNA, 1770 nt
Organism: Malassezia vespertilionis
Lineage: Eukaryota; Fungi; Basidiomycota; Malasseziomycetes; Malasseziales; Malasseziaceae
Product: 1-alkyl-2-acetylglycerophosphocholine esterase
Exons: 1
Coding region: 1-1770 (589 amino acids)
Molecular function (GO): 1-alkyl-2-acetylglycerophosphocholine esterase activity
Source: RefSeq, a predicted model, not a curated record